Messenger RNA from Folsomia candida, 1338 nucleotides. RefSeq lists its product as uncharacterized. The record is from RefSeq and is a predicted model, not a curated record. NCBI's taxonomy places the organism in Eukaryota, Metazoa, Arthropoda, Collembola, Entomobryomorpha, Isotomidae. The transcript has 5 exons. Bases 171 to 1322 code for a protein of 383 amino acids.
UCUGUUUCAAACCCAGGCUAAAUUCUUAUUGCUUUUUUGCUCCAACAACUUCCGGUUUGCAGACCUUCUCAGCGAUUACCCAUGGCUGCUCAGGGGUUGAGCAUGUCUUGGUUGAACCCGUACAGUGUGUCGACAUUCACAAAGAAACCAAAAAUAUCUGCCGGCACCGUAUGGUCAAAAGAGAAACUCAUCAAAGAGGGAAAGGAAGAUCGUUUUUUGGUGGUCCAGGCCAAAAUCUGAUCAUUUUUAACCAAACAGCGAAUCUGCCUGAAAAUUCCCCAAUAAUUUACGACGAGGACUAUUCGCCCAUCAAUUCAAGUGCAGAUGGGAAUACGACCAAAGGUGGCAUCAGUGAUGCAAUCGCAAGUGAGAUUUGGAAUUUCCUGGAGGCAAAGUUGGACGAUAUUUUGGGACUCAAGGUGGCUGAUAAUGACACUUUGGAAACUGCAUGGACGUCUACGAGCGACGUGCAGAACAAGCCAAACCGACGAAGACGUGGAGCGCUGUGGGGGAAGAAAAGUUCGACUGCAAAGAAGUCGUCUUUAGUGAAAUUGAAAACUGAACAAAAUAUUCAGACUUUGAAACCGUACAAGUCUCCGCUUUAUCAGUUCCUUGAAUUAGCAAAAGAGUUGAUGAAGAGAACUUGUCCUGCGGGAUAUGUCAACCCCGACUUCUUCGACCUGGCAGUGUCAACUUUUAUUAAAAUUCAAAACAAACAUUUGAGAUUUCCAGAAAGUGCAAAAAAUGUGAAAGCAAAAACCAGAAUUGUGGAAAGUCUACAAUCUUGUAUUGAGAAUGCUACAGAGUUCAACUUCACGAUUGACCCAUGUUCAGAAAAGGCAUUGCAUAUAUGGCCUGUAUCUGGACUUUACUGUGCUUUCGGGAAUUGCUCCCUUGAAAUUAAUAUGUAUGGUGGAUUUGAGAAUUACGAACCUAUCGUUGAAACAACUUGGCAGAUUUUCAAAAAUGCCCACAGCUACUGUUUCGACCAUUUUAGCAAAUAUUACAAUGAUCACCACCGGUUCACCACGUGGAUGAUUAAUUUAUUUCAAAAUCCCAUCAAUGACAUUUGGAGAAAUGGAACUGCGACUGGUAUCGUGUACGGAGGAGUAUUUGGAAACCAAGAAAACGUUCAAACAGCAGUCGCAUAUUGCGCAGCAAGCUCGCAGUUGUUGUCGAAAUAUCCCUGGGAUUUACCUCGCCCUGAGAAAAUUGAGGAAUUAUCCAAUCCGGCCACCCGAAAGAAACGCCAAGUAUUUGAACAAGGGUAUGAUAAAUCUGCCAAAUGUUUGCCUUCUCAUGAAAUACCAAUAUGCGAAUAAAUACUUAUACUGUCAC